GCGCUCUUCCUGCUUUCACUUCCCCGGGAGCCGCUCCUUUUCGCGCGCUGUCGUCUUCAGUCUAGUUUCAGUCUCGGCUUCCGGCGGCAGUCCGGGACCCUCGCCCUGGGCGUCUGGGGUGCGUGGUGACAUUGCUGAUCCAAUCCUAAGGAAGGCUGAAGAGAAAGCUCCAGGAACAUAGAGUUGAAAGAGGGUUUGAUCUCCUUUCAGAAAAAGACAUCCUUUGUGAGUAAGCAUGAUUCCCAAAGGAGGGAAGGUUUUGCUCAGAACUACCCUGGGUUCAGAGAAACCUCUGAUGGUGAAGAAUAAAGAUGAUGACUGGGGACAGAAAUCUCACUUGCAGAGAAGCAUCGGCUCUGGGCAGGAACUCUUCCGCCAGCUCUUCAGGCAGCUGCGCUACCAAGAUACUUCUGGGCCCCAAGAGGCCCUGGUCAGACUCCAGGAGCUUUGCCGAUGGUGGCUGAGGCCAGACAUCCACACGAAGGAAGAGAUUCUGGAACGACUGGUGCUGGAGCAGUUCUUGACCAUUCUGCCUGGGGACAUUCGGACCUGGGUUCUGCUCCAUCACCCAGAGAAUGGGAAGGAGGCUGUGGCCCUUGUGAAAGGUGUUGAGAGACACUUCGAUGAACAAGAAGAGGAGGUCUCAGCCGGAGCUCAGGUUCAAGAUGUGUUGUGGAUGGGGACUUCAUCUCUGAGAGCAGCACAGGAAUCUCUUCCUGUUCCAUUGCUCAAGGAUUGCUCCUCAUACAGGCCCCACUGGGACUCUGCUCAUGACACCGGGAUGUUCCAUCUCCAGGAUCCCCCAGAUGUUCCUCCAACUCCCCAAUUAUCUGCAGUUUCUCAAGAGGGAAGCACAGGAGAUCAGGUGAUGGCCAUGUCUCUGGAAGCCAGGUUACAGAACUCUGUGAAAUUUGAGGAUGUGGCUAUAUGCUUCAGUAAGUCAGAAUGGUCGUAUCUCUCCUCUGCUCAGCGGGCCCUGUACAGGAGCGUGAUGCUGGAGAAUUAUAGGAAUUUGGCCUCUGUAGCAUGUCCGUUUCCCAAACCUGCACUGAUUUCCAAGCUGGAGAAGGCUUCGUCGGACCUUCAGGAAGCCCUGGGUCUAAAAGGUCUGAGAAACACUUAUGCAGAUGGUGAGCCCCAUAAUGAGGAUGAGAAGUUGAUUGUAAAUCAUGAAAUUGCUAAAGAAGAUUCUCUACUGUCAUCUCUGGGGGGUCUCCAGCCCAGUGUUCCCGAGCAGCCUCAUUUUGAAGAGUCUUACGAACACAAGAACAAGAGGGAGAAGCAGGGGGAAAAUUCAGCUCUGGAGAUAGUGAAGAAAAAGGAAAGAGAUUUGAAGUACAUGGAAGGCAAAGAUGUAAAAGCCACUACAGAGGAGACAGAUGAGAAUUUUGAGAGACAUUUAAGCUCCAACCCUAUUAGUCAUCAAAGAGUUCCCAAACUAGAGAAAGCCCACAAAUGUGAUGAGUGUAGCAAAUAUUUUAGACAUAGUACAGACCUUUUUCAACAUCAAAAAACUCAUAGUGGAGAGAAUUCCUUUAAACAUAAUGAGACUGAGAAAGCAUUCAGUCAUACUCUAGGACUUGAUCAAACUCAGAGAAUAAAGGGUGAACAUACUCCCCAUAAAUGCAAAGAUUGUGACAAAUCCUUCAAUCAUCGCUCACAUCUUGAACACCACCAAAGACUUCAUACACGAGAGAGACCGUAUAAAUGUAAAGAGUGUGGGAAGACCUUCAGGUGGAGUUCAAACUUUGCGCGACAUAGAAGAAUUCAUGCUGGACCAAAACUCUCUGAGUGCCAAGAAUAUGGAAAAGACUUCACUAGAAUUUCCCAGUACAUUAUUCAUCAGAGAGGUCACUUUGGGAAGAAAUUCCACAUAAAUAAUAGAUACAGUAGAACUUUCAGGCACAUCUCAGCAUUUAACAAACAUAGGAAAGUUCAUGCUGGGGAGAAAUGCUAUAAGUGCAAAGAAUGUGGGAAAACUUUUACAAGAAACAGAACCCUUAUUGAUCACCAGAGAAUUCACACUGGGGAGAAACCCUAUAAAUGCAAAGAGUGUGGGAAAACUUUUACAAGAAACAAAACCCUUCUUGAUCAUCAGAGAAUUCACACUGGGGAGAAACCCUAUAGAUGUAAAGACUGUGGGAAAACUUUUACAAGAAACAGGAGUCUUGUUGAACAUGAGAGAAUUCACACUGGGGAGAGACCCUAUGAAUGUAGUAAGUGUGGGAAAGCCUUUAAUCGUAAGUCAUACCUUUUUCUUCAUGAGAGAACUCAUAACCAAAAGAAACCUUAUAAAUGCAACAUUUGUGGGAAAGACUUUAGGUGGGGCUCAGGCUUUGCUCGACAUCGAAGAAGCCAUACUGAGGAGGACUAUGAUGAAGGUAAUGAGCAAAGGAGAAUUUUUCAUCAUAGAUCUGAUGUUCAUCAGCAGAAAAUUCAUACUGAAAAGAAGUCUCAUAUCUGUCAUGAAUGUGGGAAAGCUUUCACUCGGAAAAGAACUCUUACUGAUCAUCAGAGAAUUCACACUGGAGAGAAACCCUUUAAGUGCAGUCAGUGUGGAAAAGCUUUCAGUUGUAAGCCAUACCUUAUUGUACAUCAGAGGACUCAUACCUUUAAAACUCAUCAGAGAAAUUGCAUUGUGAAGAAUUGCUAUAAAUGUAAUCAAUGUGGAAAAACCUUUUCUCAGAAGUCAUCGUUUAUUAUACAUCAGAGACAUCAUAAUGGAGAACAACCGUAUAAAUGUAGUGUCUGUGGGAAAGGCUUCAGGUGGAAGUCAAACUUCACUCAACAUCAGAGAAGUCACAUUGGGAUGAGGCAUUAUCAAUGUCAAGAAUGUGGUAAAAUCUUCGGCCAGAAAGAGAGACUAAUUGAUCACCAGAUGAUUCAUAGUGGGGAGAAACACUCUGAAGAUCAGCAGAGCAUCAAAACCUUCAGUAAGAAUACCAGACUUACUGAGCAUCAACAAAGACGUGAUUGUGAAAAACCUUUUAAAUGUAAUAAAUGUGGGCAGUCCUUCAGCUGUGCCUCAGUCCUUAGCUUACAUUGGAAAAUACACACGGGAGAGAAAACCUAUGAAAAUGAUAGUACGAAAACUUUUUUCCAGGACUCGAGUCUUCCCUCACAUCAAAAGUUCAAUAUUAGUGAGAAAGUCUAUAAAUGUAGCAUGUGUGAAAAAGCCUUUCCUAAGAAAUCCCAGCUUCUUAUGCAUGACAGAUUUCAUACCCGAGAGAGACCCUAUAGAUGCAAUAAAUGUGGGAAAAAGUUCAGAUGGAGCUCAAACUUAUCUCGACACCAAAAAAGCCACUCUGCAGAGUAAAUUGUAACAUUAAGGAUUUUGUAGUUCUUGUAGCCAUUGCUCCAAAAGGCAACUUUGUUGAGAUCUCAGCUUUGUCAUCGAUGAUUCUGGGGAGGGAGGAUUGAUGAUUGAUUUUCUUUUCUGAUGGGCAUUUUCCCAUCACACUCAUGGACAGGCUCAAGAAUUCGCUAUGUGUAUCAGGAAACUUGUCCCAGGAGCAAUGUUUGUGAAAAUUGUAGGGGAGAGAUUUUAAGUCUGUUUUUAAUUGAAGCAAAUCAUAAGAGGUAAUAUAACUAGCAUCAGGAACAUUUGUCUUCCAUCCUCCCUUUUUGACACUAGCUGUGUAACACUGGGCAAGUCGCUUAGACUUUGUAAAGGCAACCCUAUUACUAUCUAAUUGAUUAUUGCAUUUUUCACACUGAGAAUAUCUGAAAGCUCACUACUAAUGCUUAUCUACAAAGUGAUCUAUGGGUCAGUGCAAGGAAUUACAAAAUCCAAAGUGGGGGCGGGGUGGGUAGGCUGUAGGGUGGGGCAAGGUGUGUGGGGGUGUAUAGAUUGUUCAGGCAAGAAGGAGAGGGGACUCGGUGGAGAGGGUAUUGAAUUGGUUUCCCUACAAACAAUGUUUUUUGGCAUAGAGAAGUCUGAAUUUGUAUGAGGGGAGAUUUAAGGUUUUUUGGGGGGGGCGUGGUGAGGGGAGUGAGGUCAAGAUAGGCAUGAGGGGGUGACUCUGUCUCUUAUUGAUACUCCGGUCCUACUUUUUUGGUUAUCAAAAAUACAAUUUAAUAUUUAAAGACUGGGUUUGAUGGCAGAGAGUACCACCACCUUUCUUUGGCUUGGCAUUCUUAUUUUCUGACCCUUGCCCCACCUGAUGCCUUUUUUAAAAUAAUUUCAUUAUUAGCAUUGAGCUUCAGCCUUACAAUGCUGUUGUUCAUAGUUUUGACUUAGGAAAUUACUACUGACUGCUGUGUUUCCUUAGACAGAUUCAGGCCUUCCCAUCUGAGUCAUUUCAUGGAGUUAGAAGAUAGUGCUAGCAAAGUUUGUAUUCUUAUAUGGGCCAGUUGUAUUAAAUGAUUUUCAAUUGUUAUAUUUUCACUGUAUUAUCAUUCAACAUUGGCAUUUGUUAAGAUUAAAUUUGUAAACAGAAGCCAUCUUUGAUUUA
Molecule: messenger RNA, 4454 nt
Organism: Trichosurus vulpecula (common brushtail)
Lineage: Eukaryota; Metazoa; Chordata; Mammalia; Diprotodontia; Phalangeridae
Product: zinc finger protein 420-like
Exons: 7
Coding region: 236-3316 (1026 amino acids)
Biological process (GO): regulation of DNA-templated transcription
Source: RefSeq, a predicted model, not a curated record